Molecule: messenger RNA, 1878 nt
Organism: Juglans regia (Persian walnut)
Lineage: Eukaryota; Viridiplantae; Streptophyta; Magnoliopsida; Fagales; Juglandaceae
Product: sodium/hydrogen exchanger 1-like
Exons: 14
Coding region: 120-1748 (542 amino acids)
Biological process (GO): proton transmembrane transport; regulation of pH; sodium ion transport
Cellular component (GO): membrane
Molecular function (GO): sodium:proton antiporter activity
Source: RefSeq, a predicted model, not a curated record
CUUUAGCCUCAUAGGUCCAAACCAUAGCUUCAGAGUUCAAACUAACCUACAUCAUUCACUUUUCAACUCUCAUGUAACGCCAUGUUGUGAAUGCCAAAUCCAGCAACAUAAUCCCAAAAAUGACUGUGGUCGAAACCAUAGAGGUUCUGUCCCCAGUACUCCAAGGAUCAUCCUCUUCCUUUCUUAGCACUGGCACCAUCAUUGCACUCACCGGCUUCUUCGCGCUUCUCUGCGCUUGCAUCGUUAUCGGUCAUCUCCUGGAAGAGAACCUCUGGGCCAACGAAUCCAUCAUCUCCCUUGUUCUGGGGUUGUGCUCUGGAUUGGUGGUGUUGCUGGUGACCAAGUUCGAGAAUUCGCACAUAUUAACCUUUAGUGAGGAUUUGUUCUUCCUUUAUUUGCUUCCCCCAAUCAUUUUCAAUGCUGGUUUUCAGGUCAAGAAAAAGCAAUUUUUCAAGAAUUUCACCACAAUAUUUUUGUUUGGAGUAUUUGGUACAAUGAUUUCAUUCUGCAUUAUAUCACUAGGUGCUUAUUUUCUAUUUAAAAGAGUUGGUGUGGCAAACCUGAAUAUUCAAGAUUACCUAGCCAUUGGUGCCAUAUUGUCGGCAACUGAUUCAGUUUGCACACUGCAGGUUCUCAGUCAAGAUGAAACACCAUUACUUUACAGUAUUGUAUUCGGUGAGGGAGUGGUGAAUGAUGCCACCUCUAUUGUGCUUUUCAAUGCAGUCCAAACACUUAACUUCAGCGAUAUUGAUAUUCUUACAGCAUUAAAGUUGUUGGGAACCUUCCUUUACCUCUUCUUCACCAGUACUGCUCUUGGUAUAGCAGCUGGUCUUAUCAGUGCUUUUAUCAUUAAGACACUUUACUUUGGAAGGCAUUCCACAGAUCGUGAAGUUGCACUCAUGAUGCUUAUGGCUUAUUUGUCAUACAUGUUGGCUGAGCUGUUCAAUCUAAGUGGGAUUCUGACAAUAUUCUUCUGUGGCAUUGUCAUGUCUCACUACACAUGGCACAACGUUACAGAAAGUUCAAGGAUAACGACCAAGCAUGCAUUUGCAACAAUUUCGUUUAUUGCAGAAACUUUUCUAUUUCUGUAUGUUGGUAUGGAUGCCUUGGACAUUGAAAAAUGGAAAGAAAGCAAAGCAAGUGCAGGAACUUCGCUUGCUGUCAGUUCAACACUGCUUGCAUUAGUGUUGGUUGGAAGAGCAGCAUUCGUGUUCCCUAUUGCCAAUAUUACAAAUUUAAUGAAAAAGAGAGAAAAUACAAAGAUUGAGUUUCGACAACAGUUCAUAAUAUGGUGGGCAGGCCUAAUGAGAGGUGCAGUGACUAUUGCCUUGUCCUAUAAUCAGUUUGCGAGUUCUGACGACACAUCAAUGCAAGAUAGUGCACUAAUGAUCACCUGCACUAUAAUUGUUGUUUUAUUCAGUACUGUGGUGUUUGGUUCCAUAACAAAGCCACUGAUAGGAGCAGUGCUGUUACGUCAUGCAAAGCCUACAAUCUCAGAUGCAACUGAUCUUCCAAGUCAAGAAGACUUGAACAUAUUGUUCCUUGAAAGUGGAGAUUCAAGUGAGCAAACCAACAAUCCACCCACUCGCAAGAACAGCUUAAGGUUGCUAAUAUCAAACCCCACUUACACUGUUCAUUAUUGGUGGAGAAAGUUUGAUGACAAGUGCAUGAGACCAGUAUUUGGAGGACGGGGUUUUGUUCCAUUUGUUCCUAGUUCCCCUACUGGUGCGAGGGAUGAAACUUCUUGAAUUCAAAUGUUGACCGUAUAAUUUUUUAUUCGUUGUCAUCUUGCAGUACAAUAAAAUGUAUAAUGAACCUGCAAGAUGUAAAUAAGCUGGAUGAUGUAUAUUUUUAGAGAGCUCUCUCUUCUUUUUUUCC